CGCGCCGGAUAAGGCAGAGGCUGGCGGCUGCGCCCUGGGCUAUGGGGCCGCGGCCGGGCUAAGGCUCGGCGAUGUCGGGCUACACGCGGCGGCCGGGCGCGCCCCCAUUAUCGCGGACGCGAAGCCUCGUGGUUCCCGACGCUCCUGCGUUCUAUGAGCGCCGGUCUUGUCUCCCCCAGCUAGACUGUGAGCGCCCCCAUGGCGGGGACCUGCAGCCCCACCUCUUCGGCUUUCGGCCGACGUUUAUGUGCUAUGUGCCCAGCCCGGUGCUGGCUUCGGUAGGAGACACAGAUUUUGGCUAUGGAAAGGGAAAAUGUACUAAGCCAGGUCCGUCGGGAGCCCAUGAAACACGCUUUGGAGGUGACAAACUUGAAGACCUAGAAGAAGCCAACCCAUUCUCCUUCAAAGAGUUUCUGAAAACCAAGAACCUUAGCCUGUCAAAAGAAGACACGACCAACAGUCGAAUUUACCCGAAGGAAGCUUCACGGCACCCACUGGGACUAGACCACAGCUCCCCUGCCUCCCAGCCUGUGGGAUAUGGCCUGGAAUAUCAGCAGCCAUUUUUUGAAGAUCCAACAAGAGCCAACAACCUAGAGGAGGAUGAAGAUGAUGAUGGAUGGAAUGGAGCCUACCUGCCAUCUGCCAUGGAGCAGACUCAUUUCUCUAGAGCCACAGAGAAUUCAUCACCCUGUGGCACCUACCUUUCCUUUUUUUCCAACGCAUCAGAGCUGGCAGGUCCUGAGUCUUUGCCCCCAUGGACGCUGAGUGACACUGAAUCAAGGGUCUCCCCGGCAUCUCCAGCUGGGAGUCCUAAUGCAGACUUUGCAGCCCAUGGAGAGUCCCUAGGAGACAGACACCUGCGGACGCUGCAGAUAAGUUAUGAAGCACUGAAAGAUGAAAAUUCUAAACUCAGAAGAAAGCUAAAUGAGGUUCAGAGCUUCUCUGAAACUCAAACAGAAAUGGUGAGGACGCUCGAACGAAAAUUGGAAGCGAAGAUGAUCAAGGAGGAGAGUGACUUCCGUGACCUGGAGUCGGUGGUACAGCAAGUCGAACAGAACCUCGAACUGAUGACCAAACGAGCUAUAAAAGCAGAAAAUCAUGUCAUGAAGCUGAAACAGGAAAUAAGUUUGCUCCAGGUACAGCUCUCCAACUUCAAGCGAGAAAAUGAAGCCCUGAGGUCAGGCCAGGGCGCCAGUCUUACAGUAGUGAAGCAGAACACCGAUGCGGCCUUGCAGAACCUCCAUGUUGUCAUGAACAGUGCACAUGCAUCCAUAAAGCAGCUGGUGUCUGGAGCAGAGACACUGAACCUUGUUGCUGAAAUCCUUAAGUCUAUCGACAGAAUUACCGAAGUUAAAGAUGAAACAGACUCUUGAGAAGCACUAGCUGCCACCAGUUCCUACCACCUCUGCACGGAAGUCACCACACGUCUUCCAAAUGUGCUCCUAACUAUGCAGUUGUUCAAAGCAUUCCACGGCCUAACCAGUGUUCCUGGCCACCUGCAGUACGCGGCUUCUUUCCACCAGCUGCACAUAACAGUUUACAUGCAGUCCUUUGGGGAAAGCCCCACUAUUUGAUAGACUCACUGAUUCACUGGAAGACAUUUUUAUAAAAUCCAGCAAUUUUUAGAAACCACUAAAGCUGAAACAGCACUUUUGUAAGAAGCUUCUUCCACUGUCCUCUCACAUUUACCUGAAGGAUGAGCUCAGGCUCAGCCUCUACUUUUUUAAGCUGAACACUAAGUGAGCCAGUGUGGAAGUAAGCAUCCUGUACAGGGAUUUGUGCUGUUAUUCAGUGCCUCGCUAACUGAUGGUUGACAUUGUGCCUUUAACAGUGGCUCCUGCAGUCAGCAGCCUCACCUGAGGCAGCACCACUUGGUAGAUGCUGCUGUCCUCCCCCCGGGACCAUAUGAACAAGGUCACAGAUUGCAAAGCUUUAUAAACUCACUGCUGUGAGCCUUCGGCUUUGGAAAGCCAUUUGGACCUGUCACUUGAUGCAUGUUAUGUGUCAAUGUGCCUUUUGCACAGUGCAGUUCAAACGGGCAUAAAGUGCACACCCGAUGUCAUCGCCAGGUUUCUGGGCUGUCUGACUAUUUUUCCAAGGACAAGAAAGACGUAAUAGCACCCUGUGUGCUGUGCUGAGGGGUAGGGGUUUGGGGGCCAUUUUCCUAUAGAAUUUUUUUUUAAUUUUUCCUUUUCCCCUCCUAUUGAGAUCAACAGCUUUCUUGUCUAAAUAAAUCCUGAAGAUCA
Molecule: messenger RNA, 2246 nt
Organism: Meriones unguiculatus (Mongolian gerbil)
Lineage: Eukaryota; Metazoa; Chordata; Mammalia; Rodentia; Muridae
Gene: Entr1
Product: endosome associated trafficking regulator 1
Exons: 10
Coding region: 72-1373 (433 amino acids)
Biological process (GO): positive regulation of cilium assembly; regulation of cytokinesis; positive regulation of protein localization to cilium
Cellular component (GO): early endosome; recycling endosome; centrosome
Source: RefSeq, a predicted model, not a curated record